GCCGCAAGUUGACAGAUGUGCAUGAGGAGGUGCCUGGUCGGCCUCACCUUUUGCACCAGCUACCUGGCUUUUUACCUCACGAACAAGUUUGUCCUGUCUGUCUUGAAAUUUACCUACCCUACAUUGUUUCAAGGGUGGCAGAUGUUAAUUGGUGGACUUUUGCUUCGUGUGUCAUGGAAACUGGGCUGGGUGGAGCUCAACAGCAGUUCAAGAUCUGAUAUUUUGACCUGGCUUCCUGCUUCGGUGCUGUUUGUGGGCAUAAUCUAUGCUGGCUCCAGAGCAUUGUCCAGGCUGGCCAUUCCUGUGUUUCUCACAUUGCAUAAUGCAGCUGAAGUUAUCAUCUGUGGGCACCAGAAGUGUUUUUGGAAAGAGAAAACGUCUUCUACAAAGAUCUGUAGUGCCCUCUUCCUCCUGGCCGCUGCAGGAUGCCUUCCCUUCAAUGACUCCCAGUUUGAUCCAGAUGGAUAUUUCUGGGCUGUAAUUCACUUAUUCUGCGUAGGGGCUUAUAGGAUACUCCGGAAGUCCCAGAAACCCAAUGCAUUAAGUGAUAUUGACCAGCAGUACUUAAACUAUAUAUUCAGUGUGGCGCUCCUCGCCUUUGCAUCUCAUCCCACAGGUGAUCUCCUCAGCGUCCUGGACUUUCCGUUCCUGUAUUUCUACAGAUUCCAUGGCAGCUGCUGCGCCAGUGGAUUUUUAGGAUUCCUUCUCAUGUUCAGCACAGUGAAGCUGAAGAGCCUUGUGGCCCCAGGGCAGUAUGCAGCCUGGACUUUCUUUGCUAAGAUGAUCACAGCUGGUUUAUCAAUAUUGCUGUUUGAUAUGAUCCUGACCACUGCAACCGUGGGAUGCCUCCUGCUCGGUGGACUUGGAGAGGCCUUGCUGGUUUUCUCCGAGCGGAAGGGCACCUAAAGAUGACCACAGGAAAACAGACUCAGCAGCCACCAGCUGGAAAAGACAGUCCUCUGGCCGCGGAGGUCCUUGCUCAGUGUGUUAGAGAGAAGAAAGCGAGGACGGUGAGGCUACCGCGUCUCGCUGCGUCAAGAGCUCUUUCUGGGGGUCUCCGCGCUGCUGCAGGGAAUGGGCUGUGCUGUGUCUUCCUCUUCGAGACGUUCACCUGAGUCGUGCUAUUUUCAGUUUGCAGACAGAGGGACCAGAUUUCCCCUGUGCGGGGGUUGGCUCCGCUCGCCUUAACUGACAUGCAGGCCUCCUUAUUAAACGCCCUUCACCAAACACUGCUCUCGCUCCGUGGGCCCAAGGGAUUUUGUUGCAUUUUUGGUUUCAUUUUGUGUUUUUACAUCUUUGGAGCCUCCUGAGGACGUCUUUCCUCACUCUCAUGCUGCCUGAUCUAGAGCCCUCUCUCACCCACGCACAAGAACUCCUCACGAGGGUUUCGCGUGGGCAGAGGGGGAGCUCUGGGCCGAGUAACAAGCCGGCAGGACACUAGUACUCUAGAGCGAGUGCCGGAGCCUUUUUGUGGUUUUGUGUUGUAUGAAAUUCUGCACACUUUUUUUUUUUUCUCCUCACCAUUCAGUUAACUUGAUACUAAAUGAUCACCAGAGAACAGAGUUAUAAGCACUGAUGGAUGUCCUCCCUGGGGAGGUGAAAAAAAGAAACAGACAUUUAACAUAUGGAUACACACACAUUUAUAUCCCUAUUCCUUCAAACUUUUAAUCCAUUUAAUUCCCAGUAUCUUAGAGUAGAUUUCAAAUCGUUGAAUACUGAAGUAUAUUUUUCAGGCCAAUUAAAAGUUGGAUUAAAACUCUAAACCUUGCCUCUAUAGGAGUCAAAAGAAGUUAAUUUAAAUGAAAUGGUUAUUUGAUUCUGAAGUCACAGUGAAAAUUUAAGAAAAUAAUGUUUAACUCCAAAUAUUUCUGUUCAGAGUAGGUUUUUUGAAUACCUCUAUGCUCUGCCGGGGGUCAGUUUUGGUCAUUUUGAGAUGUAGAAGGUAGUGAAGUCCAGUGAGUCUUCUCCAGGCAGGAGACCAGGCCCUGGAGGGUGGGACACCCACCACCCACAUUGUCGAUGGCGAGCCCCCCUCAGCACCUGGGAAGUGAGCCUUGUCCAUUCUCAGCCCCAUGAAGAACAGAGUCGGCUCAGUCAGUGGCCAUUCUUUCUGCAUGUUUUCUCCAACAUGUUGAGAAAAGAAAAAGAAAAGAAAACAUAGGAAUGGACUUGUAUAUUUGGAAUUUGAGUACCUUAAAUUCAUUUCCUGGUCUUUUCCUGGUCUCUGCUUGUCAUUUAGGUGAAGAUCUUCAGAGUGACCUUAACACACAGGUAGUUUCAGUUUCCUUUGUUCUUACCUGGGAUGCCAAACUUUCUAUAGAUUGAGGUCAAACAGAAAAUCCGGGUUUAGAAUUUUCCUUAUUCUUUGACUCCCACGAAACUCUCUCUGUAUAACUGAGGCCAGUUCUUUUCCAUCUGUGGAAAGUGGCAUCUGUCCAAAUGUCAUCUUACACCUGUCUUUCCAAGUGGCAUUUAUGCUACAGAGAUUCCUAAGGCUGGAAAGAACCUCGUACAGUUAACAAGCUCAGGCCCCUCUUUCCAGCAGGACUGACCUCAAACACUUUGGCUGAAAAGUUGUAGACAUUUUUUUAAGAAAGAAUCUCUAGCAAGGGUUUUUGCUGUUGUUUUUGUUUGUUUGAGUUUUUAAAAAUCAUGUUCCAGAAUCCCAUUGUUUCUAAAAAUCUCUGAUUUCUUACUUUGACAUCAGCAAGAGGCAGUGGAUAAAGUGUUUCUUCAGUAUUUCAUCCUGUUUCCUUCAACUUCUAUGUCUUUUUGACUUUUUUCUUCAAGCUUCAACCACCACUUUUUAUGCCCAAGUUCACAUGCUCAGCUCUGAAUGCAGAGUGAGCCCAGAGGUCUAUAAAACUAGGGGCUGGCCCAGGUCAUUGCAGUCCCAUAGCUCUCAUUUUCUGUAGCUCUCUGGACCCCAGGGCCCCUCCAGAUAAUCCUAGCAUUUCCUUUUACCUGGAAUGAUCCAUUUGGUCAUGUCCUCUCUGGGUCCUGAUUACCUGAGGACUUGUUGGCUGCAAGUCAAAGUGAUUUUUUAAAUUAUACAAAUAAAGAAUAUGCUUUCUGUCAAGAGAG
Messenger RNA from Miniopterus natalensis, 3084 nucleotides. RefSeq names its product solute carrier family 35 member D4 (gene SLC35D4). The record is from RefSeq and is a predicted model, not a curated record. NCBI's taxonomy places the organism in Eukaryota, Metazoa, Chordata, Mammalia, Chiroptera, Miniopteridae.